This is a messenger RNA of Camelina sativa (false flax), 576 nucleotides long. NCBI's taxonomy places the organism in Eukaryota, Viridiplantae, Streptophyta, Magnoliopsida, Brassicales, Brassicaceae. The record is from RefSeq and is a predicted model, not a curated record.
AUGUGGAGACUUUGGAUAACCAGAAAUGAUUUUAUUUUUCAGAAGAUAUCAAGACUACCAGAAGAGGUGGCAAAGAAAGGAAAACAUGAUGCUUGUGAAUGGUUUGAGGCCAAUUAUAAAGAAGAUAAUGAAGAAACAGUCUUCCAAAUUUCUGAUGUCCAAAACAGAGGCUCUGAUCGUUGCAGUAGAUGGUCACCACCCCCAAGAGGCUGGCUCAAAUGCAAUUUCGAUAGCGGUUAUCUGCAGAACCGAUCCUUUACAAAUACAGGCUGGUUAUUCAGAGAUAGUGAUGGAAAAGUUAUAUUAUCUGGCUGUGCAAAACUACAGCCAUCUCACUCCUCAUUGCAAGCAGAGGCGCUAGGCUUUCUACAUGUUUUACAAAUAGCAUGGGCACAAGGAUUACGAUAUAUCUGGUUUGAAAGUGACAAUAAAGAACUGAUCACUCUCAUCAAUAAUGGGAACGGCCGUUUGAACCUGGGAACAUUAUUAUUUGAUAUUAGACAUUGGAUGGCCAAACUUCCGGAAUCUUCCACUGGUUUGGUUGAUCAACAAUUUGUAUCCCCAUUUACAAUCUAA